AUGCAAACUUUCAACAAAACGUCUAUUUCUUCACACGUCAACACACUCGCUUCGCAAAUACACGCCCGAAAUCCACCCACACGCACGAGUUCCAGCUCUCCUUUCGCCGGCCAGCUCAUGAAUGAGAAGGCGCCGAUUAAAAAGGAAAGAGUUAAGCUUCGUUCGUCAUCGCAAGCCUCGGUGAAGUCUUCUGAGAAUUCUCUCGAAGCUAAACCGGCCACACCUCCGCCUCCCCCGCCCCGAACUAGACGAAGCAGUUCAGUGCAGUCGAGCGGAUCCUCUACCACCGCUGCGCCCCUAACACCUUGUAUCCCUCCCCAAAAUGGGACGGCUGCGCCGCCUGCGUCCGCAGGCCCUCUACGUCUAACGGCCACGGUCACAGAAGAAGCGACGCCACGAAGAGUGAAAAAAAGAAAUAAGACAACAACGCCACAACAGCCGCAGGUGUCCGCGGAGGCGACCGGGCGAACGCGACGCGAAGAGAAUCCUUCAUCGACCAAAGCUUAA
Molecule: messenger RNA, 507 nt
Organism: Leptosia nina
Lineage: Eukaryota; Metazoa; Arthropoda; Insecta; Lepidoptera; Pieridae
Source: the annotation of a GenBank genome assembly